Messenger RNA from Emericellopsis atlantica, 1014 nucleotides. RefSeq lists its product as uncharacterized. Lineage: Eukaryota; Fungi; Ascomycota; Sordariomycetes; Hypocreales; Bionectriaceae. The record is from RefSeq and is a predicted model, not a curated record. Bases 1 to 1014 code for a protein of 337 amino acids. The transcript is spliced from 2 exons.
AUGUCCAGCAUCAUUGGGUCUUUCAGAAAAAGGCUCUCAAAGAACUCUGGCGCUCAACCCGACCAAAUCAACACCAAGUCUACCAGCUCGUCGUCAACCAUGCCGGCACCCAAUGCACAGAACCCUUUUCGCGGCGCUGCCAACUUGCGUCGAGCGCAGAUGCCCACGUCCAGUGGCAUACCAAGCAUCAGUGAUGCGCCUCCUCCAGCGUACGACGUUGCCACAUCAAGCCCCCAUGGUCUAGCUCCUCCCGUCAACAACCCUCCUCCACGCAGCUCCUCGCCGACGCCCAGCCAAGCUAGUCGCGCCUCGCGCAUAUCACAUUCCAGCGUCACCAACGACAAUGACCAGUUCGCCUUCCUGACCACCUUUGACACCGUCUUCCUCGUCGACGACUCGUCGUCCAUGACCGGCACGCGCUGGAAGGAGGCACGAAGCGUGCUGUCCAGCAUCGCCGACAUUUGUGCCCAGCGUGACAAGGACGGCAUUGAUCUCUACUUCCUGAACCACAACUCGGGCCGCAAGGGCGGGCCUGGACAGGGCGAUGGCGGCUACUACAACAUCACGUCGGGCCGCAAGGCCGAGCAGAUCUUCAACGAGGUCAGCCCACGGGGUGGCACGCCUACUGGUAUUCGUCUCCGCAAGAUCAUGAAGCCAUACUUGGAUGAGCUGGAAAAGGCCGCCGACGUUGACGACGUCAAGCCCGUCAACAUCAUCGUCAUCACCGACGGUGAGGCACACGAUGAGCCGGGCGAGGUCAUCAAGCAGGUCGCCAGGAAGCUCGACAGGUACGACGCGCCGCCCUACCAGAUGGGCGUGCAGUUCUUCCAGGUGGGCAAUGACCCGCACGCCACAGAGGCGCUGAGGGAGCUGGACGACGACCUUGGCAAGGAGGAGGGCAUCCGUGACAUGGUGGACACGGCGACGUGGUCUGCCGAGGCCGGGGUCCUGACGGCAGAUGGUAUCCUCAAGGUCGUCCUCGGUGCUGUCGUCAAGAGACUAGAUCGACAGUAG